Molecule: messenger RNA, 1350 nt
Organism: Populus nigra (black poplar)
Lineage: Eukaryota; Viridiplantae; Streptophyta; Magnoliopsida; Malpighiales; Salicaceae
Product: inositol 1,3,4-trisphosphate 5/6-kinase 4-like
Exons: 7
Coding region: 420-1298 (292 amino acids)
Biological process (GO): inositol trisphosphate metabolic process
Cellular component (GO): cytoplasm
Molecular function (GO): ATP binding; magnesium ion binding; inositol-3,4,5,6-tetrakisphosphate 1-kinase activity
Source: RefSeq, a predicted model, not a curated record
CUGGUUAUAUCCAGUCCAUCUCUGAACUCUAAAUCAAAAAUCUUAUAUAUAUGCACGCACUUCAAUGCAAAAGACCCUUCCUUUUCAAGGCAUCUCUUGCUCUGCUCUUCUCUACUACUAAAACAGAGCAUCACUUAUUCUUUCCUUUACCUUCCUUUUCUCUUUACAUUUCUUCACUCACUCACCUGGAGAGUGACAAAGAAAACCCAAAAUGGGUUCAUUGUUGAAAGGAGUGAUAAUCCAUGAGUCACUUCUAAUUCAAGAUCAUGCGACCACCUCUUUCCACCCUCCAGCUCACUCUCUUCUCCGCAAGCUCCGCCAUUCCAACCUCCACAUUGGAAUCUCUCACUCACCUUUAUCUCCCUAACAAUAAGGUUUCCCCGGUGAUCCUUUUAUAUUUCUAGUUUGUUUUCGAUGAGAUGGUUGUUUCAAAGAACUAUUUCUUAUCUGCUUUUUGCUAUUGGUGGGAGUACUUGAAAAAAAUGGCAAUGCAAUACUCCUCUGAUUGUUUUCCCUUGAAUGAUGAAUCAUCUAGUGACAGUGUUAAUGAGAUUACACUCUCUUGGGGUGACAUUGGAGGGGAAAUUUUGUAUCUUGUUUCUAACAGCAAGAAGGAUGCUAUUGGUCAAUUAGGCAAUUUGGGUUGGAUCAUUGUUGUUUUUGAUGUUGAAGGUGCUGGUGCUGGUGCAUGUGAGAAUUCAGGUGUGGUUUGUAUCAGUAAACUGGAAGAGUUGCCUUUGGCAAUUGGCGACAAAGCUGUGACUGUUGGUUAUAUCAUGAAGCCUUCUCGUGAAGAAGUUUUUUCCAAGGCAAUCAUCUUUAGAGUUGAAGAUUUUAAAGAUUUAAAUUUUCCUCUUCCAGCAAUUGUUCAGGAGUACGUGGACCAUUCAUCUAAUAUAUUCAAGAUUUAUGUCUUGGGUGAGCGACUUUUCUAUGCGGUAAAAAAAUCUAUACCAAAUGUUAAUGUCUUGACCAAAUCAUCUGAAAGAAAUGAACUCGGACCUUUACUCUUUGACAGCUUAAAAUCUCUACCCAUCAGUACUGAGCACUAUAUAGAUGCAGAUUCCUUCAAGACCAAUAUUCAUUCUUUUGAUCUUGAGCUGGUCACUGAUGCUGUGAAUUGGCUUGCAAGAAAACUUGAUCUUACCAUCUUUGGCUUCGAUGCAGUUGCAAUAGAUUGGCAUCCACCAUUCCUACUGGAUCCAAUUUUGCUAGGUGUCCUUGUUCUUGAUAUUCCUGUUGUUUGGUCUCUCGAGUCUAUUCUCUUCGGUUACAUCUUUUUCCGGGCUGCAUCAUGAGAAGCCAACUGCAUUCUGGAAUAUAAGUUACAAUCAAUCUAUUACAGACCGC